UGGGAUGCCUUUUAAAGACACCGUGAGGUGCUUCACGCGAGUACUUUAGUACUUGAACACUUCUUCGCUAUUUCCUAUAAUUGUUCUCACCAACACUUAUGAGGAUGUGUGUUAACGCAAACACAAAUGGCUGUCUGCUGUUUACCUGUUAUUUUUCUGUGAACUGAGUGCUCAAAGAUGCACACGCGCCACAAGCGGGAGAUGGGCAGGUGCGUGUCCGGAUGUCACAUGGAGAGAGCGAGUGUGCCCCUGUCUGUCAGCAGCUGGUCAUCUCCUGUCCACAUCCCUGAAAUGGCCACUGACAGCUGCCGUGCAGCUCACAGCGGCCCACUCCCCUCGCAGUGCUUUUAAAGUGACAGCGCAGGUUAUCUGACUGCUUUAUUGAAGAGGCUAGAAUGAUGUGCGGAAAGUAAAUGCUGUUUUUGUUUUUUCUUGUCUCUGCUUUUUUAUCAGGCGUUCGACUGGAUCGCGUGCGUGGUGGAAGACAGAAGUACAAACGUCGGAUAGAUGCAGAAAACAGCCCAUAUUUGAACCCUCAACUGGCUCUGCCACCCAAAAAGCCAUUCCCCUUUGGCUGCCUUGCAGAUAACAAGAUUGUGUCUCACUUGCUGGUGGCGGAGCCUGAGAAGAUCUACGCCAUGCCUGACCCCACCGUGCCCGACAGCGACAUCAAAGCCCUGACCACGCUCUGCGACCUGGCAGACAGGGAACUGGUGGUCAACAUUGGCUGGGCCAAGCAUAUCCCAGGGUUUUCCACACUCUCGCUGGCGGACCAGAUGAGUCUUCUGCAGAGCGCGUGGAUGGAGAUCCUGAUCCUGCGUGUAGUCUACCGCUCGCUGUCUUUUGAGGACAAGUUGGUCUACGCUGAAGACUACAUCAUGGAUGAGGACCAAUCCAAGCUGGCUGGCCUGCUAGACCUGAAUAAUGCUAUUCUUCAGCUGGUGAAGAAGUACAAGAGCAUGAAGCUGGAGAAGGAGGAGUUCGUCACUCUGAAAGCUAUAGCCCUGGCUAACUCAGAUUCCAUGCAUAUAGAGGACGUGGAAGCCGUGCAGAAGCUCCAGGACGUGUUGCACGAGGCCCUGCAGGACUACGAGGCGGGUCAGCACGCGGAGGACCCGCGCCGGGCCGGCAAGCUGCUCAUGACCCUACCGCUGCUCCGGCAAACGUCCACCAAGGCAGUGCAGCACUUCUACAGCAUCAAACAGGACGGCAAAGUGCCCAUGCACAAACUGUUUCUGGAGCUGCUGGAGGCCAAGGUGUAACUCCAUCCCCGGCCCCCCGUUAUACCGACAGAGAGCUGGAGGGGGUACGUCAAUGACUGCGCCCUCUUCAACGGGCAGACACUGACUAACUCUCUGCCGCUGUUUGUGAAACCUUUGUCAAUAAACUUUAACAAAUAAUAACUAAAACAUAACCGUACUGGUACUUCUAAUUACUGACAAUGAUACGUAAAUAUAAGAAUGAUUUAAAAUGUGAUUAUUGAGAAAAAUACGACUGCUUUCAUUAUUCAGCAGUGGGACUUGAAACCAGCCGUCGACUUGUUCUUCUCGAAAAUCUGAUGCUGAGUUUUUUUGUGCUAUUGAGACAUUCGAUUGAUUUUCAAAAGAGAAAUUCUGGAGCCGAAAAAGACCAGCCCUGCCAAAGGAAGGAGGUCCACCCGGUGGACACCAGCAAGCGAAACUUUCCCCGAACUGUCUCAUGUCGCUGAAGGAAUCUAGGGAUCGACCCUCUUUACCAUAAGAGCGUGACGUAGUGACUAUGUGCAGUAUUACAUUAGAGGUCCUCGGAGCAGUUUAACAACGCGAUAGCCAAACGGAGAUUUUCACAUCUUUGAAGAAGCUGCUCCUCACCAUUACGUAGCCAUGCGGAUUGAUCAUGCGUGUGUCACUCCCUUG
Molecule: messenger RNA, 1895 nt
Organism: Carassius auratus (goldfish)
Lineage: Eukaryota; Metazoa; Chordata; Actinopteri; Cypriniformes; Cyprinidae
Product: estrogen-related receptor gamma-like
Exons: 4
Coding region: 414-1262 (282 amino acids)
Source: RefSeq, a predicted model, not a curated record